GUUUUAAACAUCCAUAAGAGGAAAUGACUGGGUAAUUUCUGUGAACUAUUCCUUAAUGAUGAAGGCUUGAAUGACUGUCUCCCUCUCAGAGACCCAGCUAUGUCUAUGUCCCACCUGUAUGGACGGCAGGGAGAGGAGGAGGAUGAGGGGGUGGAGGUGGAGAAGUUUGAGGUGACAGAAUGGGACCUUGCCAAUGAGUUUAACCCGGAGCGCCGCAGACACAGACAGACCAAAGAGGAGGCCGUCUACGGCAUCUGGGCAGAGAGGGGAGACUCCGACGAUGAGAGACCCAGCUUCGGAGGGAAGAGGUAGGAGGCUGGUUCCUGUACACUCUCCAUCUGAUGACAUGCUGAUGACUAAACUACAGACACACAUUUGGAAAGAGGAGAGGAUGGCAGAGAUGGAUGUCACAAUCUCGUGGUCUUCAUUGGGUCUGUGUCUACUCUUAAUCCCAGGUCUAAGGACUACUCUGCCCCUGUGAAUUUUGUGAGUGCGGGGCUGCGCAAGUCUGCAGCAGAGGAGAAGCCACAGCAGCAGAUAGGUGGAGGGUCAGAUGACUCUGACAAUGACAACACUCCCCCUGCCCAACCCCCACCCCGCGACACUGCACCUAAGAAACUGCAGACGGUAGGUGUGUGUGGUGUGUGUGUUUUAUGGGACCUUGAAGGAGCAUUAGGUUCUUUGAAUCAAAGGUUCAACACAGAAUCAAAUAUGUUUUUAUUUUUCUGUUUUUUACUGUUUAAAAAAAAAUAAAUGUUUUGUCAUUUAGCAGACGCUCUUAUCCAGAGCGACUUACAGUUAGUGAGUGCAUACAUUUGAUAUUUUUUUUUCAUACUGGCCCCCCGUGGGAAUCGAACCCACAACCCUGGCGUUGCAAACGCCAUGCUCUACCAAUGGAACUACAUCCCUGCCAGCCAUUCCCUCCCCUACCCUGGACGACGCUGGGCCAAUUGUGCGCCGCCCCUUUGGGUCUCCCGGUCGCGGACGGCUACGACAGAGCCUGGAUUCGAACCAGGAUCUCUAGUGGCACAGCUAGCACUGCGAUGCAGUGCCUUAGACCACUGCGCCACUGCGCCACUCGGCCGAUAGACAAAAUUAUUAGGAGGACAGAUUUUGUCUUACUUGCAUGGUUAACUCUCUGUCUUUCUUCUGUCUGAUUUCUCCAGGGCGGUAGUUUUCGUGGCAACAGCCAGUCCCAGAGGACUGGGUUUGCGGCCGGUAUCCGAGCUGGAGGAGACUUGGGCACUUGGGAGAAACACACCAAGGGGAUUGGCCAGAAACUCCUCCAGAAGAUGGGCUACGUACCAGGGAAAGGACUGGGGAAGAACGCACAGGGUGGGUAUGGGAGAGAGAGGGAAGGAACGAGAAAGAGGGGAGAGUAAUGGAGGAGGUAGAGAUUGAGGAACAAACAGAGAUGGGGUAUGUUUCAGGGAAAGGACUAACUUCUGCUAAUUCUUCUGUUUGUUAAAGUUAAAAUGGCCUCUAUCGAAUGCCUCUCUCCUCAGGUCUGACCUCUGAACCCUCUCUCCUAAGGUAUUUUGAACCCCAUCGAGGCGAAGCUUCGGAAGGGAAAGGGGGCGGUGGGCGCCUACGGCAACGAGAGAACCAAACAGUCACUACAGGACUUCCCUGUGGUAGACUCCGAGGAGGAGGAGGAGAAGGUAGCUCUCUCUCUCUCUCUCUCUCUCUCCCCAUCCCCAACCACUUCAGUAGUCUGCUCACAGAUCUGAAAGGGACUAGUUAGGUAUAAACAAUGCAGUGAUGACCUUCCCACUAUAUUCCUCUCUCCUAUCGAGUCCUUUUAGAUUUGUGAGCACAACAUCUGUAUCUGGGUUAAUGAUGUAUGCCUUAACAUACCUUUAUCCCCCUUUUUCUAGGAGUUCCAGAGGGAGCUUGGUCAGUGGCGUAGGGACCCUGUGGGUGGCGGAGGGAAGAAGAAACCAAAGUAUUCCUACAGGACUGUAGAGGAGCUGAAGGCUAAAGGCAAGCUGGCUGGACGGACCACACAGACACCCGCUGGAGAACUGGCUCAGGUCAAGGUGAGGGAGAACACUUGCGCACACACACAUAGUUACACAUUUAAGUAUCCAGAAACGGAUUUAAACACGUGAAUUUGAUAAUUUAAGAAGAAAGAAAUGCUCCUCCUCUCUCUCUAGGUGAUAGAUAUGACAGGCAGGGAACAGAAGGUUUAUUACAGCUACAGUCAGAUGACUAACAAACUCAGUGUACCAGAGGAGGCUCCACUGAGCGUGGCCACACGUGAGCAAAAGACGUCUGGCUUUGCCCUGCCAGAGCUGGAACACAACCUGCAACUACUGAUCGACCUGACGGAACAAGACAUACUACAGGUGACCUCUAACCCCUAGCAUACACAACCUUCUGCUUCUGAGAGACAACACAUCUCACCCAUUACUAUAACACUAUUUCCAGAGAGUUCAGAAACUCGUAUAAACUCACAAUAUCCCUGUCUGUCCUUCUGUAGUCCUCGCGGCGUCUGCAGCAUGAGUGUGACGUGGUGGUGACUCUGAGCCACGAGAGCUCUGGUCUGCAGAUGAGGCUGGGGACAGAACGGGAUGCCAUCCAGAGGCUAGAGGCAGUACUGCAGCUGGUGGAUCGCUUUCAGAGUGGAGAGACUGCACCCGGGGUAGGACCCAGCCUGCAGGUACACACGUUUGUGCUCUCUCAGGACAAGUCAUUGUUGAAGAUGGAGAAUAACAGUGGUCCCAGUAUUGAACAUUGUGGUACAAACUUUUCUUUAUUGUAUUUGACUCCCUCUCUCUUUCUCUCUCUCUAGGAGUGUGCUGGUGUCUUUGAGACUCUACAGAGUGAGUUCUAUGAGGAGUACAAGACUCUGGGUUUGGGAGAUCUGGCUGCGGCUGUAGUACAUCCACUACUCAGAGAGAAACUACGUACAUGGGAUCCUCUCAAGGUACACACACACUCCCUUGCUUGCACCACCUUUUAGUUGUGGAAGCACCACGAAGUGCAUGACAACACUCACAUGUACUCCUAGUUUCCUCCACUGACUCCUGCUGUUUGUCUGUAGGACAGUUCAUAUGGUCUGGAGGAGGUGGGUCAGUGGCGAGCCAUCCUGGAGUCUGAUCAGCUUCAUCACGCCAACGCCCCUGAAGCACACAUGGACCCCUACCACAGGUAAGUCAAUACCACUUCACACCUCAGAGUUGUGUGUCUGUGUGUGCACAGUGGGCAAGUGGCAAAAAUACCAGAAUGUCAAGCCUUAUGUGAGUGAAUAUAAUGUGUGUGUACAGGCUGUUGUGGGAGGUGUGGAUCCCUGUGCUGCGAGUGUGUGUGUCGGGGUGGCAGCCUCGUAUGGUAGGACCCAUGGUGGACUGUGUGGAGGUCUGGGCCCCUCUGCUGCCCCUCUGGAUACUAAACCACCUCCUGGAACAACUCCUCUUCCCAAGGCUGCAGAGAGAGGUAGAAUCACACACACAUCAGCGCUAUACCAGUGAUGCAAAUAUGAAGUCUCAUGUUGUGCCAAGCUGUCUGUUGACAAAGGGAGAAACGUUUCACAACCUUAAAGUAGUAGUAGUUUGGUCUUGGUGGGGUAGCUCAGAGCGUCACUCUUUUCUACCCAGAACCAUAAACAUCAUGAACGCGCUCUUUCUACCCCCACUAACCCCACCCCUUCUCUUUGAUAGGUGGAUAGCUGGAACCCCCUGACCGACACAGUGCCCAUCCACUCCUGGCUCCACCCCUGGCUGCCUCUGCUCCAAUCACGGCUGGAGCCUCUGUACCCGCCCAUCCGCAGUAAACUGGCCAAUGCGCUGCAGCGCUGGCACCCGAGUGACGGCUCCGCCCGCCUCAUCCUCCAACCAUGGAGAGACGUGUUCACGCCUGGUGCCUGGGAGGCCUUCAUGGUCAAAAACAUCAUCCCUAAACUAGGUACACACCACACUUACCUUGAGUGGCCCCUGAAGCCAACUGAAUUGCCUCAAAGGGACACAGAGAGUGCAGCACCCUCUUCCCUAUAUAGUGCACUACUUUUGACAAACUCUGGUCAUAAGUAGUGCACUAUAAAGGAAAAGGGGUGCCAAAAUGGGGACACAGACAGAUAUUACUGCAUAGUAGAACAGUAGUUUCUUACAUCCGGCUCUCCUUCCCUAUAGCUCUGUGUCUGGGAGAGCUGGUAAUAAAUCCUCACCAGCAGCAGAUGGAGCCGUUCAAUUGGGUGUUGGACUGGGAGGGCAUGCUGUCUCCCUCCAGCCUCGUAUCACUGCUGGACAAACACUUCUUCCCCAAGUGGCUACAGGUAUGUGUGAGAGAGAGCACAGAGGUUGUGCUUAAUGAUAGUUGACUUAUUCCUUAUUUGUGAUUAUCUGUGCUGUUUUUUUAGACCUAAAUAGUCUGUAAAUGUUCUUAACUAUGCAGAGAUAAUUGAUUUGUAUGUUUGUAUGUGUGUGUAGGUGCUGUGUUCGUGGCUCAGUAACAGUCCUAACUAUGAGGAGAUUACAAAGUGGUACCUGGGCUGGAAGUCCAUAUUCAGUGAUGCUGUUCUGGCUCAGCCACUCGUCAAGGACAAGUUCAAUGAAGCUCUGGACAUCAUGAAUCGCGCUGUCUCCUCUGGCCUUGGUUAAUAUUACACACACACAGCUCCAAACAACAUUAACUGAGCACUGACCUUUGGCCCUGUGUAGCUCAGUUGGUAGAGCAUGGUGCUUGCAACGCCAGGGUUGUGGGUUUGAUUCCCACGGGGGGCCAGUAUGAAAAUGUAUGCAUUCACUAACUAAGUCGCUCUGGAUUAGAGUGUCUGCUAAAUGACUCAAAUGUAAAAUGUUAAUAUGAUACACACUCACCCUUCUCUUUCUCUUUCUGUAGGUGUGGGGUACAUGCAGCCCGGUGCCCGUGAAAACAUAGCAUACCUCACACACACAGAGCGUCGUAAGGACUUCCAGUACGAGGCUCUGCAGGAGCGCCGGGACGCUGAGAGCGUGGCGCAGCGAGGCAUCGGUGUCAGCCUGCCCACCAACUUCAAAGACCUGAUCCAGACCAAGGCUGAGGAGAACAACAUCGUCUUCAUGCCGCUGGUUGCCAAACGCCACGAGGGCAAACAGCUGUACACCUUCGGACGCAUCAUCAUCUAUAUAGACAGAGGAGUGGUCUUCGUACAGGGAGAGAAGACCUGGGUCCCUACGUCCCUACAGAGUCUCAUAGAUAUGGCCAAGUGA
Molecule: messenger RNA, 5189 nt
Organism: Coregonus sp. 'balchen'
Lineage: Eukaryota; Metazoa; Chordata; Actinopteri; Salmoniformes; Salmonidae
Source: the annotation of a GenBank genome assembly